Messenger RNA from Labeo rohita (rohu), 633 nucleotides. RefSeq lists its product as uncharacterized. Gene Ontology annotation, biological process: sterol biosynthetic process. The coding region runs from base 1 to 633 and encodes 210 amino acids. The transcript is spliced from 2 exons. NCBI's taxonomy places the organism in Eukaryota, Metazoa, Chordata, Actinopteri, Cypriniformes, Cyprinidae. Gene Ontology annotation, molecular function: sterol 24-C-methyltransferase activity. Gene Ontology annotation, cellular component: endoplasmic reticulum. The record is from RefSeq and is a predicted model, not a curated record.
AUGCUGCCUAAUAAAGUGGGCAAACAGCUUGGUCGCCCUACCUACUCUUUAACUGGAUGGUUGGUGACCAAAUUCUUCAAAUGGCACAAUCAAAUUUUGGAGGAGAAUGCAGUGAAGUUGUGCAACAUACAACCCAACGACACGGUGCUGGAGCUCGGUCACGGGCCGGGCUUCGGUCUGCAGGCGGCGUCGCAGCUCCUCACGGGUCCGGAGGGGAAACUGAUCGGUGUGGAUUACUCCCAAUACAUGCAUGAGAUGGCCAGUAAGCGCAUGAAGGAGCAAAUCUCCAAAGGAAAGCUUGUGUUGUAUUACAGUGAUUUGGUGACCAUGCCGAUAGAGGAAAACACGGUUGACAAGGUGUUUCACUGCAACUGUUAUUACUUCUGGCCAGAUCUGAAAGCGGGAGCGAGAGCGAUUCACAGAGUGAUGAAACCAGGUGGAAUUAUGGUUACAACUCUCAGACUAGACAGUGUUAUUAAAGCUGCUAAUAUGAAAGUGCUCACUGGAGAUAACUGGCGUCCUGAGGUCUACAUGAAAGCUCUGCAGUCCUGUGGAUUCACAGAUGUCCGAAUGGAGAAUAAAAGAGACAAACUCAUCACAUUUCAAGCUAUUUUUGCCACUGCAGUGAAGUAA